Messenger RNA from Caenorhabditis angaria, 1153 nucleotides. NCBI's taxonomy places the organism in Eukaryota, Metazoa, Nematoda, Chromadorea, Rhabditida, Rhabditidae. The record is from the annotation of a GenBank genome assembly.
AUGAGUUAUAACUUGGAGCGUGUUCACGGAUUGAAUCCGACAAAUUGGUACCAACCUGAGGUAUUAGCAAAACUUAAUUAAUUGUUUUGAUUACAAAUUUGAUUGUUUUUAGAACGAACUAACGGAUUUGGCGCGGCAACUGUUUUUCAAAUCAAAUCCUGAUGAAACAACACAACAUUUUCUCGACAAAUCAGCGGAAUUAUCUGAUAAUUAUUUCUGGCAAACAAUAAGAAAUUUGGGAGUUAUGUUUCUCUCUUCAAUAUAUUCGAAAACAGAUAUCAAUGGAAUUACUGGAUUUGGAAAUAUGUUUUUGUUCAGUGAAAAUCAAAUGGCUAAAUUGUUAGAUAUUGACAGAUCAAAUUGGAGCCCGGUUGGCAAAAAAGUAUUGGAUUUGGGAGCUGGAAAUGGUGAUAUUACGAGACAUUUGGAAGCGUUUUAUAGUGAUAUUUAUGCAACUGAAUUAUCAUCAGUGAGUGUUUUUUGUCAUAAGAAGCAAGGUAGAGAUAACUGAUUAAAAAAUAUAUGUUGAUACAAAUUUUGAACAAAACUUGAAAUUGAUAAAUUUCUAAAAAAAAUUAUGUUUUCAGAGAAUGCGGAAGAGACUAUCUUCAAAGGGCUAUAAAGUUCUCGACGCUUUGACUUGGGAUCAAACAGAUAUUCAAUUUGAUCUUAUCACCGCAUUCAAUCUUCUCGAUCGCCAUUAUUCUCCACAAAAACUUCUCAACGAUUUAUGGAGAGUAUCAAGCCGCUCAAAAUGCCGUGUUAUCAUUUCACUUGUUCUUCCAGUCAAUCAUUAUGUCGAAUUCAAUCCAAAUGGCAAAAGUACUCGACCGGAUCAAUUUUUGAAAGUUCAAGGAAAAACAUAUGCUGAUCAUGUUCAUUAUAUGAUAACAAAUGAAUUUGAACCCGCCAAAUUCCGAGUUGUAAAAUGGACAAGAUUACCAUAUUUAUGCGAAGGAGAUAUGAAUCAUGUGAGUUACAAUUCGAUUUUGUAAUGAAAAAUAAUUUUUCAUUGUUUUAUUUUUAGUCUGCUUAUUAUCUUCCUGAUGCAAUGUUCCUCCUUGAGCCAAUCAUUGCUAAUGAAGAAACAAAUACCACAUCAUCUACUCAAAAUACUUUGCCAACAGAAGACAUCAACAAGACGGAAUUAUAA